Molecule: messenger RNA, 231 nt
Organism: Angiostrongylus costaricensis
Lineage: Eukaryota; Metazoa; Nematoda; Chromadorea; Rhabditida; Metastrongylidae
Source: the annotation of a GenBank genome assembly
AUGAAUCAUUCCAACUGUUUGCAAUGGCAUUUGAAACGGAGUCAAACACCGACUUUCAAGACGGACUCGCGGUUCCAUUCUUCGGCUGUAAUGGCUCUUCAAGAAGCUGCUGAGGCUUAUCUAGUUGGACUGUUCGACGGCACAAAUCUUUGCGCGAUCCAUGCGAAAUGCGUGACUAUUAUGCCCAAGGACAUCCAACUGGAGUUUCGGAUUCGAGGAGAACGAGACUAA